This is a messenger RNA of Truncatella angustata, 3108 nucleotides long. RefSeq lists its product as uncharacterized. NCBI's taxonomy places the organism in Eukaryota, Fungi, Ascomycota, Sordariomycetes, Amphisphaeriales, Sporocadaceae. The transcript is spliced from 3 exons. The coding region runs from base 477 to 2993 and encodes 838 amino acids. The record is from RefSeq and is a predicted model, not a curated record.
GGCUCCUCCGUGUAUAGCAUUUGUCCUCUGAGGUUGCUUUCCCCAGUUUCUCUUUUGGAUAAAAGAGUUCUCUAAUUUUAUGGCAAUUCCUGUGCUGGUGAGCAGGUUGUCUUUUUGAAACUUCGAUCUGGGAUCACAUUCAGAAACUUCCUCAACAUAAUACCAGCUAUCUAGGGGUGCUCAGGAGCAGCAGGGCUUGAAGAUCAGUCGGCUCGACAGGUUGUUGGGGCGCAAAGGACGAAGGCCGAGCUUGGCACAGAAAGCUCAAUCACCAGCAAACGCGGCGAGGUAUUUACGAAUAGGGUAGAUGGAGUAAGGCGCGAGUCGUCACUUCCGUCGAACUGUCCAUUAUCGUUUCAGUACGAGCUUCGUAGGGUUCGUCCCAGCGACGGACAUCGCAUAUACGACCUGCAUCAAAUCGGCUAGAGUUGGCAGAAUCAAGAAGGCAACUAUAGUAGAAAUCAGCAACGUCGAGUAUGGACGUGACUUCGAUGUUGAAUCAGGGUGCCGCAGCGGCAAGGAGAGAAGCUGAAGGGUCUUCCGAUCUCACACCAACGCCUUCUGUGGUGGAUAGCACAACAGUCUGUUCGUCCGCUGUGCAGACUCCAUCCCCCGAACAGACACCAUCCAGGAGGACGAGUGACUCUUCAAGGACUCCUAACCGCGCAAGAACGCCUUGGGAUGCCGGUGGCUAUUCUCUACCUUUAACAUUGGACACCAAGACGGCUAUCCAACCACUUUCCAAGCCGUCAUAUUACAGCGAGUCGCCAAUUGAUUCGGCUAGUCCGAAGUCACCGAAACACAGAUUUUCGGACAGUUACAGCAGUCUGUCAUCGUACACAUCGUCUUUGCACAGUGUAUCUCAUUCCAGGUUCUCGUCAUUGUCAACUGUCAGCGGGUUUCAAUCCGUCCCGCCACUUAUUACUGAUAUGCCACCUCUGGACUCGAGGGCAUGCGACACCUUGGACUCAGCAAUCAGCAGGUCGUCGGCCGCGGAUUAUUUCGGAAAGAGGUUGAGGAAAGAUGGAGGAGGAUCUCCGACAACAAUUGCAGAGGAGCCUUUCAUGGAGGGUGCCCGGCGACCGGGCUCGCCUUCUGAUGCGAUGUUGAUCAGGGGAAGUGUGAGCUCAGAGAGGAUGAGCCCACAAGACUUCGUAAAUUACCGAGCGACUACAGCCAAUCUAGCUCCUCCAUCACCAAUCAGUCCUGACUCGAAAGCUGGUUCGGGUUUCCUUGCUCUUCCUGAUCUAUCUAAGUCACACAAACGUGCAAUUUCGGCGCCAGAUUUUGCUGCUAUCGGCGUAAUUAACCAAUCCUAUUCAGCUAUUCCUCAGACCCUUCAGCCCACCCCACCGCCUUCACAUCAAGGAGAUCGACGGGCAAGCUACAUGAUGGAAGCUCUUUCGGCAUCGCCCACUGCUCCCAACUCGGGCACGGUUGAGGAGAGCAUCAAGUGUAUGUAUGUCGAUAAUUGCGAUACUGGCUCGCAACCUCGUAAGGCUAUCUCCCACAUCUUCGGUCGAAACAAGCUCUGCACACGAAUGAUUCCUUCCCACGUCUGGGUUCACUUCUGCCGUAAGCAUUAUCAGCGUAGUCGUUACAGGAACGCUCAGGAGUACUCUAAACUUCAGUGCGAACUUGUCCAGAAGCAGAUUCAGCGGGUACAGGCUUGGAGCGACUCAAAUAAACAGGCUGGCCGAUCUGGGGUUGUCCAGGACUGGUCCUUGUCAGUCCGGAAGCGGGAACAAAAGAGGAUCGACGAUCAGACUUCUUCCGGCAAAAAGAGACGCUUCCGAGAUGAGAGCGAAGAGGAAGAUGCCGAUAACGCGGUCUUGAAUGGUACGGCUGUGCCGAACUGGCUUCUCACCAAGUGCAACAGUGGCUACAGCACAGCCCAAAUCGAAGAGAUUGUUGCACAGCUUAAGCUUGAGAUGGAUGAGGGGAAGCUGGCGCAGAUUCCGGAUAUUGAGAUUCUUCCCAACAUCAGCACUGAUUCGUCGGAAGAUGGCAAGAGCAAGGUCGCGAUCAAGCGAAAGACGAGUGCUGGCAGCGGUAUCCAUAAGCGAUCGCAGUCAGUUGGUUUUACACAGGGUCUUCAUCAUGAUCUUACACCCAUGAUGAGACGCGUGAGCCAGCCAGGAUUCACUGGGGACUGGUCACCUAUCGAGAAGCGUCAAAGAAUUCAUACGAUCUCGCAGUAUGGUAUGGUCGAUCGUCAGAACCAACGGGGUAGUUUGACUCAGGUGCCGGAACGUGGUGUUCCAAUGAUGGGCUCGGUCCAGCACACUGUUCUGCCACACCGCCCUGCAUCAUACAAUUACAGCAACAUCCGUGAGAAUCCGAUUGAAGAGGCGUACUACGACCACGCCAUUGCUAGAAACCCACAGUACACAUACGGCGGACCCUUACCUGUACCGACUCCACAGAGACUUGGGCAAUCCAUCGCUACUCAACUCGAGACCAAUACUGCAUCGCAAAGUUAUUUCGAGGUCAGACGCCCUAUGCACCAGCGGGCCCACUCCGAGAUGGGAAUGUUCAAUCACGACCCGAACUUCACCUUUCGUUCGACUUCUAUGGCAUAUACAGGUGCACCCCAGGCCUAUGCACAAGAACCUUUGCCUUACGAGACAUGCCAGGCUCCUACCUAUGGCAGUACUGGCGGUCCGCCUGGCUACUACGAUGAUGUCGCCAUGAACCGAUCUUAUACUGCUCAGCACAUGUGGUCCACUCCGGCCGGUGCUACUCCUUCACCCUAUGCCAUGCCUCGCCACGGCCGCCACCAAAGCACGUCAGCCGUCCCUCAAGCGGUCCCCCGUAUGGGACCAUCCGAAGAGACGUACGGGUCUCUGAAUGGCUCUCCUGGUCGGUUUGACGGGCAGCAUUCCCAGCAUCGCCGUCAGUACUCGUACAAUCCUUCGUACACUCUCGCAUCAGAGACACAGCGUAUUCAGGAGACUGAUCAGGCUAAGGCUCUUUUCCGCGAGCGCCGCUAAACAAGUCGUCUCCGGAGGACUGGGAUAGCCAUAUCUGCUCAUCUCUACUUUGCACACGUCGCAUUAGAAUUUCCUUUCUCUCAUAAUUAUCAUGAAUUGCUACUGCUAAAUCACG